GUACCUAAGUAUUGUGGAAUGAAAUGGAUUAAUAUCCCUGUGUCUGUUAUCUUCUUUCUUUUUUCUAAUGAAUUCUUUUGUUCUUGGUCUGUAUUCGUCUCUCUUUAUCUGUCAAACUCUUCUAGUUUCACCCCUGAUCAUUGAUUGAUAAGUUUUGCGUUUAUCAAUUGGUAUCAGAGCCGUUCGAUUCUUUCGGACGGUUUAUACCUUACACAAAUGGAUCCGCAUAAUAUCAAAAGCCAGAUUUUAAAUCUAUUGGAAACAGUUGAAGGACACCAACGCGAAAUGCAAGAAUUUUGGAGGGACCGUUCAAAUCUCUUAGCACACGUGAAAGAUACUGUUGCAGACAUUUCAUCGAAUAUUCCAGCAGCAAUUGAAGAAGAAGACCAUGUCUAUUUGGAAGAUUGCUUCAACAUAUUUGCUGAGAAUGAUGAAAUUGUGCAUACAAGGUUUCGAAACACUGAAUGUUACAAUAUUGGCGAUUUCUUGCCAAUCUUUAAUGAAGAACAUGGAGAAAUUAAAAGAAUCAUCGUCACUGUUUUCCUCCAAAGUAUCGUCGUAACUUUGUGCCAUCUUGGGACGUGUACAAGAAGUGCUACAGUCAAGAAUAUGGGAAUCCAACACCUUUUGUUGUUUGGUUCAUGUGUAGCUUGUAUGCCGGAAGGUUUCGAGGGUAUAAACACAUUUCCAUUUGGUUUAUUGUUCUUUGUAAGUCUGAUUUUAUUGUUUCCUUUUGAAUCUUUUUUUGAAUCUAACCUUGAGGACAAGGUUGCUUUCAAGGGGUGGGAAUUGACAGGCUCUGGUUAUGCAUGUACGGUUAGUUUAGGUAUGUUUAUGGGUUAUGUGUCUCUUUAGCAGUUAAGGUAGGGCAGUUAUGGGUAGAAUGGUACGGUUGUUGUAAUAGGAACCUAUAUAUAUGUGUGUUUGUACUAAGUAGGGUUAUGUUGUGGAAUGAAAUGGAUUAAUAUCCCUGUGUCUGUUAUCUUAUUUCUGUUUUCUAAUGAAUUCUUUUGUUCUUGGUC
Papaver somniferum (opium poppy) is the source of this 1022-nucleotide messenger RNA. RefSeq lists its product as uncharacterized. The record is from RefSeq and is a predicted model, not a curated record. Lineage: Eukaryota; Viridiplantae; Streptophyta; Magnoliopsida; Ranunculales; Papaveraceae. The transcript is spliced from 2 exons. The coding region runs from base 217 to 855 and encodes 212 amino acids.